UUUACUUUAAUUAAAUCUUUCCUCCAUUUCCAGACUGCUGACGAAGACAAGUCACCCACAACACCCUCGUCACCGAGCCAUGAGAUCAGCAAACUAAAAGAUCAGUUGGAGCAACAGGCCAUACAAACUCGGCAGGCAUUGGCGCAGUUGAUGUUGGUACGUGAGCAGCUCAUAUCGGAAACGAAUGCGCGUAUCGAAGCUCAGGCACGCACACAGCAACUCUUGCAACAGAAUCGUGAGUUGCUUGAGCAUUUAGCUUCACUGGGUGCUUACAAUGAACAGCAGACCACCGGACUGACAUCGGCCAACAUCGGCAUGGCACCGCAGCUGCAAAUGCUUCUGCAAGCCACUGGCAACAAUAACAACUUGGCCACCAUAAAUCAACAAAUCAGUAGCCUUGGUUCGAUUAACCAACAGCUGACAUCACUCAGUCAUCAAUUGAGCGGGUUGAAUCAGCAGAGUCAAAACAUACAAAAUAUCCAGAAUAUUAAUGCUGUACAACAGCAGCAGCAACCAUCGCCGCCGGUCUCAGUUGCCCAACAACAAUUGACAACACCCUCCUCGGCUGCCUCGAUGCCUCAGUCACAGCUGCACUUGAACAUCGCCACAACAGCGAGCUCUGCUAACAGCAGUAGUAGCAGCAACACCAACAAUAACAACACCAGCCCAUUUCCCACAAUAAACCAACUGCAGAGCAUUAGCAAUCAGCUGCAGCAGCUCAACGCACAAGCUACGCAGUCGCAGCAAGACGCGCUAUCCAAAGACCUUUUUCAGGUCAACCAGGAGCUGUUGAACCGACUACAGGCGCUUAAUCUUGGCGCGCGCAAUGCGAGCGCGUUGGUUCCGCUGUCCAAUGCACAGCAAACACCGUCGCCCCGCAACUCGUUCUUCUACGUCAAUCCGAUGUCCUGCAGCCCAGCCAACAACAACAAUACCGCCAGCAAUUUCAACUUCCUCAGCUCACCGAGCCCACUGUCGGGUCAGUUGACGCCAUCGCCGAUGAGCACACUCACACGCAAUUCUUACACAAACAGCCCGCAGCGGCAACACCAGCAACAACAACUGCAUGAUGCGGAAGCGCUACGACUCAGCAGCAUCGACCAGAAUCUGAACAACCUUUUAGAUGAACAACUUAUGGAACCACUAAGUGGGCCGAUGGUAACGGUCGCUUCCAACGGCAACAUAGCCGGAAGUAGUCCCUCCGGUACUCGUGAAUCCAGCCGCUCCUCGUCGACGCUGGACUCAACGUCACCAUCAUCGCCGCACAUACGCAAUGUCAACAAUGAGUCUCGCUUCAACACAGUGAUGCUAAAGGUCACCGACGAAGCGGGAAUUGUGACCAACCAACGGAAGCUCUCAGCCACGCCCAGCUUCAUACAACGCAGCACCAGCGAAAAAGUGCCCAACCGCAGCCAAAUUAUGAGCCAAGUGCAACGCACCGCCUGGGCGCGUCACACAACCAAAUAACAGCAGGAUGCAGGCCGAGACGGUGAAAGCUAUAUGGAUGGCAUCAGGAAUAUAAUAGAAACUUAGUUAUGACUAAGUUGGGAGGGUCGUGUUUGAUCAGAACACAGUAGGGAAGGGUAGUGUGGCACAAUGCUAGCGAUUGUGCCCGAACGUAAAAUUGUUUA
Messenger RNA from Rhagoletis zephyria (snowberry fruit fly), 1631 nucleotides. RefSeq names its product capon-like protein. NCBI's taxonomy places the organism in Eukaryota, Metazoa, Arthropoda, Insecta, Diptera, Tephritidae. The record is from RefSeq and is a predicted model, not a curated record.